This is a messenger RNA of Ilex paraguariensis (yerba mate), 1095 nucleotides long. Lineage: Eukaryota; Viridiplantae; Streptophyta; Magnoliopsida; Aquifoliales; Aquifoliaceae. The record is from the annotation of a GenBank genome assembly.
AUGUCCACCAUAGUGUGCCAAGGUGUACAAUCAUGUCUCGACACACAGCUUGUUGAGACAAGGAUUCUCAGACUUACUUUUUCUGCCCCAAAAUCCAUAGAAUUCGGCAUGGAAACUAGAGAGAAAUGCCAUUAUGAAGACACCCACAAGAAGGCUACAACACAUCUAGACAAUGGGGGUUGGAGUUUUCUGCAGUCUCUCUCCAAUAUCUCACAGACCCACAAAGAAGAAACUUCUGAAAAAAGCCCAUAUGUCCAUCCUUUGGCCAAGCUUUCUUCUUCUUCUUCAAGGCUUACCCAAAAAAGCCUUGAACUAUGCACUGAAAACUUGGGCUGUGAGACAGGUACUGAUAUCAGUGAAAGUACCAUUUUCUCCUCCUCUUCAUAUACAAACAGUGAAAGUUCACCACCAAGGGAGAUAAAGAAUUGGGUUAAAAAAAUGGAGCCCAGGAAGGUGAAUUCUGGCAAUUUUCCACCUCCAUUGACGACAAUAAGGGGUUCGAAUUCUCUUCAAGUUAGGCCACACCGUGAAGGUGGAAGAUUGAUUAUCAAAGCCGUUGAGUCCCCAUCAACACACUCAUAUUUUCAAGCUGAAAGAAGCAAUGGACGCUUUCGACUAUCCUUUUUGAAGGACUGUGGCUCAAACUCUGACUUAGAAGAGACUGAUGGAGAAAAUGAGGAGGGAAACGAAGACGAUGACCUAGAGGAAAUUGAAAAUGAGGCUGAUGAAAGAGAAGAAGAUAGAGAACAGUUUAGUAUACGAGACACUAUUCAUUGCAGAGUACGUGAAUUAUCAAAUGUAAGUCGCUUUACUCCCGAAGAGAACGUUUUCGUCACUCCUUUACACGAAGAGAAUGUUUCUACCACUCGAACCCAUCACCGCAUAAUAGAAAAUCAAGAUGAUGAAGAAAAAUAUGGACAAGAAGAUGAAGAAGAAAGGAGUGUCUACAUGGGGAAGGAUAUGCAUGAUAAUAGUUUUGAUGUUGGGGUUGAAAUGGGAAUGGAAAAGUUUCAAAGCCCAAGCAGGUGCAAGGAAAGUGGGCAUGGCAACAAAAGAUUAUGUAAUUGGGAGCCUCUUUGGGUGGCUACUUCCUAA